Metopolophium dirhodum (rose-grain aphid) is the source of this 3322-nucleotide messenger RNA. RefSeq names its product acetyl-coenzyme A synthetase (gene AcCoAS). The coding region runs from base 264 to 2300 and encodes 678 amino acids. Gene Ontology annotation, molecular function: acetyl-CoA synthetase activity; AMP binding. The transcript has 11 exons. The record is from RefSeq and is a predicted model, not a curated record. Lineage: Eukaryota; Metazoa; Arthropoda; Insecta; Hemiptera; Aphididae.
AAAUAUUGACAUGUUUUCCGUACCGUGUACGCGCUGCAGCCUACAGUCAGUGCUCAGUGGCGUGGCGCCUGUCCACGGAGUAACGCCUUUUUCAGCUCGUUAUUUACGUAGUUCUAGUUUUCGUAAUUUAAAUCGAUCGUUGUUGUGGUGUUUUUACCCCUAUCGUCAUCACCCGCAGUUCUAAUAAUUGCGAUAAUUGUGUUAAUUAAUUGUUCUUGUUUAUUCUUCCAACCGAAACUAAUUGUUUAGGCACACACGUCAAAAUGUCGAAAAACGUAUACCUCCCGUAUAGCGCGACAUCCGAGAAGGCUCACAUCAAGUCUAUGGAACAUUACCGGGAAAUGCACAAUAAAUCGUUGGAGUCGACUGCGGAAUUUUGGUCAGAAAUCGCGUCACAAUUUCACUGGGAAACGCCGUACGACAUCAACAACUUUUACUCGUACAACUUCGACGUGACCAAGGGGCCCGUUCAAGUUAAAUGGAUGGAAGGCGCCACUACAAACGUGUGCUACAACCUACUGGACAAGAACGUGCGCAACGGGAUGGGUGACAAAGUAGCUUUUUACUGGGAAGGCAAUGAUCCGGAAGACUAUAGCAAAAUCACAUAUAAAAAACUUUUAGAAGAAGUAUGCCGGUUUUCAAAUGUAUUAAAAUCCAAAGGCGUAGUUAAAGGUGACCGUGUCGCAAUUUAUAUGCCAAUGGUUUUUGAGAUCGUGAUUGCUAUGUUAUCGUGUGCAAGAAUCGGCGCAGUUCACUCUAUUGUUUUCGCAGGAUUUUCAUCCGAUUCGCUAGCAGAACGUAUGGCCGACUGUAAGUGCAAGGUCCUUGUGACAGCUGAUAGUGUAUACAGAGGAGACAAAUUGUUAAACAUUAAAAGCCUAUGUGAUAUUGCAAUGGACAAAGCCAAGAAUUUUGGACACGAAGUUUCAACUUGUAUUGUAGUUCGUCACUUACCACGUCUUUACAGAUCCAUGAACACAUCUAAUGGUACAAAUGGGUCUAACUCCGACAUCAUAGAUCUACACUCAGACGUGCCAUGGACUGAUGGACGAGAUUAUUGGUGGCAUGAUGAGAUGGAUGAUGUAGAACCCUCUUGUUAUCCAGUCUGGGUGUCUGCAGAAGAUCCACUAUUUAUGUUAUACACGAGUGGAUCAACAGGAAAACCAAAAGGAGUGCUUCAUACAACUGGUGGAUACUUAUUAUACGCUGCUACUACUUUCAAGUAUGUUUUUGAUUACCACCCAGGGGAUGUUUAUUGGUGCACAGCAGAUAUUGGUUGGAUCACUGGCCACUCUUACGUUGUUUAUGGACCUUUAGCAAAUGGGGCAACUUCAGUUAUAUUUGAAGGAACACCAUUUUAUCCAGAUAAUGGAAGAUACUGGUCAGUUAUUGAAAAAUACAAAGUAACACAGUUUUACACUGCACCGACAGCCAUUCGUGCACUAAUGAAGUUUGGAGAAGAACCAGUAAAGAAACAUAAUCUCGAUUCACUAAAAGUAUUAGGUUCAGUAGGUGAACCAAUAAAUCCAGAAGCUUGGUUGUGGUAUUACCAACAUAUUGGCAAAGAAAGAUGUUCCAUAGCGGACACAUUUUGGCAAACUGAAACCGGAGGGCAUGUUAUAACUCCACUCCCGGGUUGUACACCAAUGAAACCAGGAUCGGCAUCAUUUCCAUUCUUUGGUGUUAAACCAAUCCUAUUGGAUGAAAGUGGUAAAGAAAUUGAAGGAGUUGGCGAGGGAUACUUAGUUUUCAAUAAGCCUUGGCCCGGUAUAAUGCGCACAUUAUUUGGAAAUCAUGAACGAUUCCAAUCAGUUUACUUCAGCAAAUUUCCAGGAUACUAUUGUACAGGAGAUGGUGCAAGAAGAGAUGAAGAUGGAUACUUUUGGGUGACUGGAAGAGUGGAUGAUAUGUUAAAUGUAUCUGGACACUUGAUGAGCACUGCUGAAGUGGAAUCUGUACUCACUGAACACCCAGAUGUUUCUGAAGCUGCAGUUGUAUCAAGACCACAUCCAAUCAAAGGAGAGUGUCUUUAUUGUUUCGUUACUCCUAAUCAUGGUGUGUCUUUUACAUCAAAACUUUCAUCCGAAUUAGUUAAAAAAGUGAGGGAAUCGAUUGGGCCUUUUGCUAUGCCGGACGUUAUUCAACAUGCACCAGGUCUUCCAAAAACUCGGUCUGGAAAAAUAAUGAGAAGAGUCUUACGAAAAGUAGCAAUCAAUGACAGAGAAGUAGGUGACAUAUCAACAUUAGCUGACGAACAUAUAGUUGAAGAACUAUUCAAAAAUCGGCCGGAAAAAUCAUAAAAAGUUACCAAAAAAAAAAUUAUUUUAUAAUAUUGUUUGUUGCAAACAUGACCUACAUAUCAAAUUGUGAAUUUUUUUGUCUUAAGUCCUUGGUAGUAUGUAAUCAAAAAAGUUGUCUUAAACAAUUAAUUUAGGGUGACAUAUUAUAGAUGCUCGUGGUUUAUUAAAAUGAAUAUUAUGUACUUAAUCCAAUAGAAUGAUGAUCACCAUCAAAACUAAUUGAGCUCAUCUUUAUUGUAACUUGUAAGUGAAUUAUAUUCUGUACUCAUUAGUUGACAGUUGCUUAUAAAGUUAUAAGUUUGACAACCAAUGUUGUCAUUUGUUAAGUUUAUUAUUAUGUUUUAACUUUAGUUAUACGAAAAUUAUUAUGAUGAUAAAAAUCUGCUUUCUUAAUUUUUCAAUAAGAAUUAUGAGCAAUUAUAUCAACAUAAUAUAAAUGUACCUAAACGAUUGCAGUCGUAGUUUUUUAAGUGUUACUGUUAUAGUAUAAUAAUCGCGUGGACGAUUCAAAUGUAAGAAUCAUUACCUAACUUCUAUUUACUAUAUUUACUAAGUACCUAACGCUACCAUGCUCUCCAAUAAUGAUUUUUACAAUAAGAAACUGAAUAUAAAUACCUACCUAUUUAUAGAAUGUCAAAAUUAUAUAUAUAAUUACUUUGUAAGUCAAUGAUUUAAUAUACCAUAUUUAUUGUUUAUGUAAAAAUGUUUCUGUUAAGAAAUCAAAAUGGAACAAAUAAUAUCAAACUAAAGCACAAAACAACCAUUUUUUUUUUAUUUUACGACUACUUGUAAUUUGCUUACAGGAACGAACAUCAUAAAAUUUAUGUUAAGAGUAUCACAUACACUUAUGCAACACAUACAUAUCAUUUUAAAAGUUAUUUUACAACAGUAAAAAUUGUUAAUCAUAUAUUUAAUCUAUUAUAUUGUAAUUUGUAACCAAUAUUGUUAUAUAAUUUAAAUAAAUAAAGAAAAAAAAUUAUCAAUUCAAAAUUGAUACUAAAUUUUGAUUUAUUCAUGAAUUA